AUGCUCGUGACUGUCCCAUAUCGAAAUACCGAGUUACAGGUGAGCAUUGAGUACCUUGUCGAACCAGAUGCUGAGGGCUCAGUGGGCAAAACAAUUCUUAGAGACGAACCCACGCUGUUCAUGGGCACUCCGUUGAGAAAAUUCCAUCGUGUGCUGGACAGCAUACUGAGGCCCGAAUUGCAGUCUAUAAUCUGUCCGUCGUAG
Protopolystoma xenopodis is the source of this 204-nucleotide messenger RNA. NCBI's taxonomy places the organism in Eukaryota, Metazoa, Platyhelminthes, Monogenea, Polystomatidea, Polystomatidae. The record is from the annotation of a GenBank genome assembly.